AUGUCACAGCCAAAAGUUAUCAUAAUCUCCUCUGACGAUGAGAAAUUUCCAGUCGAUGUCAAAAUAGCUGAGAAGUCUAUUUUGAUUAAGAAGAUGAUUGAAGAUUUGAAUCCUGACGGAUUGGAAGAAGAUUUCGAAAUUCCAACACCAAAUGUAAGAUCAACCGUCUUGUCUAAGGUAUUAGAGUGGUGUACCCACCAUAAAAACUCUGUGUUUCCAGACGAUGAUGAUGAGGAUGCAAGAAAAUCAGCCCCAGUUGAUGAAUGGGAUAAGAAUUUCUUGAAGGUUGAUCAAGAAAUGUUAUACGAAAUAAUCUUGGCCGCUAACUACUUAAACAUCCGUCCCCUUUUAGACUCGGGCUGCAAGAUAGUUGCUGAGAUGAUCAGAGGCAAAUCACCAGAAGAAUUGAGAAGAACUUUCAAUAUUGUCAAUGAUUUCAGUCCAGAGGAAGAGGCCGCUAUAAAAAGGGAGAAUGAAUGGGCCGAAGACCGUUAG
Debaryomyces hansenii CBS767 is the source of this 495-nucleotide messenger RNA. RefSeq names its product SCF ubiquitin ligase subunit (gene SKP1). Gene Ontology annotation, molecular function: cullin family protein binding. Bases 1 to 495 code for a protein of 164 amino acids. Gene Ontology annotation, biological process: mitotic cell cycle; SCF-dependent proteasomal ubiquitin-dependent protein catabolic process. The record is from RefSeq and is a predicted model, not a curated record. Lineage: Eukaryota; Fungi; Ascomycota; Pichiomycetes; Serinales; Debaryomycetaceae. The transcript has a single exon. Gene Ontology annotation, cellular component: nucleus; cytoplasm.